GCCAACUCUGUGGGCUUGGAAUGUCAAGCUGAACCCAAAUUUGGAAUAACUAUUUUAGCCUGUCUCCCAAGAUCAUCUCUGCAUGCUCUAUGAAGAUGAUCAGAAUUAAGAUCAGAAUUAAACUCAAGGAUAAUUCAUAACCCAAACGGUUUUGCCACAAUUUAAAGUUUCCUUAACACCAUUUUGCCAGUCACAGUUUUUCACAUUCACCUAGCAAACACUUGAUUCAUCUUUUUAUAUCGAGAAACAGUUUUCUUCAUCUUCCUAUCCUUUUUGUUUAGUUACAUUGAAUUAUCCUUUUAUUUUUUCCCAAUCAUCAUCAUCUUGACAUAAGGUUAAAGGGAGAGAGUGAGAGGAGAGAGAGCGUGAGAGAGUCUGGUAGACAGUUAACAGCGAAAACCACAAAAUAAUGUUUUAGGAAUGGGUUAAUUGUUAGUCAACUCACAUUGCUUGAUUAUCUUUUUAACUAAUCAAUUUAAUUCUGUAAAUUUAUACCUUAAAACACAAGUAAACAUUAUAGUUUUACUUAAUUUUAUUGAACACGUUUCUAGUCAACUGUCAAUUUCAAGUUUAUUUUGUAAAUUUAAUCUUACAAAAUCUUAACCGACUGUGUAAUCUUAUUGUCCCACUAAAUAAUGGACUCUGUUAUGGCUCCACCACCCCCGCCUCCACCUCCACCACCAUCAUCAUCAACUAACAUAGGUAUGGCUCCACCUCCACCACCUCCACCACCCCCUGGUUCAAUGGGUGCGCUUAAGAUUCCAACUUACAAAGAAGAGCUUGAACAAAGGCAGCAACAGAUGCAGCUACAGCAACAGCAAGACCAAUUUGCUAAUUUACCUCCACAGUUAAUGAAUACAAUGUCUAAAGACAAGAAGCCAUUUACUUAUACACCUUUGGCUGUUGGUGACAAAGGUAAAUUAGAUUUGAGUCAAAUAAGAUCGCCUAGGAUGAAAAAACGAUUAUUAGCUAAUAUGAUGGAGGGUGAAGAUGAUCAAACUAAACAGCCAACAAACAAAGCCGGUCAACCUUCAAAUGAAAAUCAAAUGGGUUCAAUUGAAAGACGAGCUUAUACACCAGAUAUAACGAAUCCUCUGAAGACAGAUAUUGACUUAAAUAGAGCUCUAACACCAGAUCAAAUACCUUUAAGUAGCAAUUAUAACAAUACUUAUGAUUCUAAUAACAAUCAUCGCUCUCCACCAACAAUUGGCUUGCAACAAGGUAAAACAUUUAAUGUACCUUCUGCUCCUAAACUUGAUUUUACCAAGGAACUUUUGGCUCGAACUGGUAAUCAACAACAAUCAAGCCCUAUUUACCGUCAACAAUCACAACAACAACCCUUAAGUCCUGUUGAAUUUGAAGCUGUUGUUAAUGAGCAAUUAGAAGGGUUAAAUACUGCUAUUCAAAAUAUUAGUCGAUCACCAGAAGUAAGAUCUAUACCGUAUGGACAAACAUCUCCAGCUUAUGCUGGAGGUAAACAGCCAUCACCAUCAUCAACAAGUCCAUUUGCUUUUGUAAAUAACUAUGCAAAUAAUUCAGCGGCUACGGGUAAUUCAAGUCCAACACCUUAUUCAAAUCCAAUGAUGAACAAUUAUAAUAGCAAUGUAAGAGACAACAAUAAUAAUGUUAGCUAUAAUAAUUACGGACAAUCUCCACCGCUCAUUGUAUCAUCACCUUCAUCUACUCCAAUUGGCUAUGGAGCUAAUACUAGUAGUGGAGGAAUGGACAGUCCAACAGCAAAUUUAUACCAAAGAGGAUCACCAAUCACUGUUAAACAAGGACCUAAAACUUAUUAUUCGGUUCCUCCUCCCAAAAAGAUUGAUUUACUCAAGGAAACCCAAGAAAAUAAUCAAGAUCAUUAUUCAACUCCAACUAAAAUUAUUGGACCUUCUUUACAAGAACAAUGGAAUGCUAAAAGACAAUAUCAAUCAGCAUCACCACAACAGCCAAGAUCAGCAAAUGAAGGCAAUUAUGGUGGCCAAUACAAAAUGAAUCAACAACCACAGUCUCAACAAAGAUUUUAUGAACCAGAAAAUGAGGAAGAACGAAGUGAACCCGUUCAAUCAAGAUCAUUUAAAGUUUUACAAAAAUUAACCGAAGGAAUCCAAGAUGAACUGGAAAAUUUGAAAUUGGUUGAACAACAAACCCAACAAGAGUACCAAAGACAGAGACAAGCUCAACAGCAACAACAAAAUCAAUCUGAUUGGACACCGCAAUGGCGACGAACACCUUCAGUGGAAAGUCCUCAACCGCAAAACCAAAGCUCACCAUUUAGUCAAGAGGCAAUGGAUCCAAGAUACAGAGGACCAUCCAUUCCUAGUAACUCAUUCAAAUAUCUUCAAGACAUGGUUGGCUUGACUGAUGAAGAAGCUCUUCGAUCGCCAUCAAUGACUCCAAAUUAUCACCAACCAAGGCAUCAACAAUCCUCAUCACCUUCAUCAACAUCAUCUCAACCCUUUUCACAAUCACCUUAUCAUCAACAACAGCAACAACAACAAAGACAACAGACUAAUCAAGCACGAAAAGUUCGUACAGAAAUUGAAAUCCCAAUUAUUCGUGAGAGUGAAAUGGUUCCUCCUUCACAACAAACUCCAGUCAAAACUCCACCUCACUAUACUGGUUCAUCAAUUCCUUCAAGAUCUUUCAGAAUGCUUCAGAUGAUGACUGGUGAAGAACCUUGGAAUGCUAAUAGAUCUCUUCCUCCUUAUGGAACUGAUUUCUAACUCGAACCAAAUUCCUUCUUAUUAUCAUCAUCUUCUGCUUUGAUUAUUUGUCUCUUCCGCAUGUUUACUUCGUUUACUCCGUUUAAUCUUUCAUUUAUUUUGGUCCUAAAAAAGCUUCAAUAUUUCAAAGGUUCAAUUAUUAUUAAUUGUCAUUAUUAAUUGUAACACCUGACCUGGCAUUCAUUUCAACUCUACUCUCUGAGCUACUAAUUGAAAUGAUUAGUAAAACCCAAAAUCAUUUGGUUAUUCUGUUAAUCAAUAGGAAAAUUAUCUUUUUACAUAUCAACAUUGUUAGUUUUCUAAGAAAUCAAUCUCUCAGAAGGUAAUUAAUUUUAAUGGUUACAGGGAGAUGUUACAAUCAAAAAUGCAUGUAUUAUACAUUUACUUGAAAGCUAACAAUCCAAUUGAUUAGCAAAAGGUAACUUCAAUUAUUACAAGCUAAUUUAAACCAGACAUUAUUAUACAUCUCCAUCAAUUAUUGUUAAUGUUAUCAAUUCAAUAACGAUUUUAUCCGUUGAUUAAUGAUUAACGCUUGUCGUUACUUUCAACUUAAUUGUUGAAUCAAAUUCAAAAGUCUAUUUCCAUGUUAUGCUAUAAUUAAAUUAAACAAGAAUUAAACUUUGAGAAUUCAAAAUUAAUGAAAUAAUCAAAUCCUUUUUAAAUCUUGUUUCAUUCAAAAAGCAGUUGAGUAAUUGAACAAAAUUAAUUUGGAAGAUUUUUUAUUUGAUUUGUCAGAAUAACUUUCCAAUGAAGUAGAUUCAAAUCUAAAUGAUGUACAUAAUGAACAAGAUAUUAACUACUUAACAAAAGAAAUUAAAUGAAGUGAAAUUAUGUUUAAUUGAUAAAUCAAAUUAUUUGAUUGUUUGGCUUCGAUUUGAUCGAACAAUGUGGAAGUUUUGUUUGCCGUCACGGAAUGUCCUUUCCUGCUGAACCAGAAAUUUAUAUUCAAUUUUGUACACUAUAUUUAAAGAUGUUUUGACUUGGAAGUAAUUGUUCUCAAGAGCUCAAUAUUAACAAAAUUAGUGAUUUUGUUUGACAAUCAUUUAAACUGAUUUACAUUUGCAGCUUUUUUUUACGAAAACAGCAUUAAUGGCAAUGUAAUUCAAUUACCAGUUAACUGUAAUCAUUCAGUUCUAUACAAAAUUGAUUGUUACAA
Molecule: messenger RNA, 3879 nt
Organism: Tetranychus urticae (two-spotted spider mite)
Lineage: Eukaryota; Metazoa; Arthropoda; Arachnida; Trombidiformes; Tetranychidae
Source: RefSeq, a predicted model, not a curated record